Molecule: messenger RNA, 612 nt
Organism: Seriola aureovittata
Lineage: Eukaryota; Metazoa; Chordata; Actinopteri; Carangiformes; Carangidae
Product: transcription and mRNA export factor ENY2
Exons: 5
Coding region: 120-410 (96 amino acids)
Biological process (GO): poly(A)+ mRNA export from nucleus; regulation of transcription by RNA polymerase II; positive regulation of DNA-templated transcription
Cellular component (GO): SAGA complex; nuclear pore; DUBm complex
Molecular function (GO): transcription coactivator activity; chromatin binding
Source: RefSeq, a predicted model, not a curated record
UGACGAAUUUACCGCCAAAAAAGCGGAACCCUUAAACCGUUCCGCCGCGAACGUUUCCGACGGUACGCUUUAGUGAAGGGACGGUGUGCUCCCCAGCUGAUCCAUCCCGACAAAAGAUCAUGAGCAAAGACUCCCAGAUGAGGGCUGCAAUAAACCAGAAGCUGAUAGAAAUGGGGGAGCGGGAGAGGUUGAAAGAGUUGCUCAGGGCGAAGCUGGUGGAGUGUGGAUGGAAGGAUCAGCUUAAAGCACACUGCAAAGAUGUGAUCAGAGAAAAGGGCCUGGAGCACGUCACAGUGGAGGACCUCGUCACAGAAGUCACACCUAAAGGCAGAGCGCUCGUCCCAGACAGUGUGAAGAAAGAGCUGCUGCAGAGAAUCAGAGCGUUUCUAGCUCAACACGCCGCCUUGUGAAGCAGAGGAGUCACGUCUUAGGCAUUUUUUAACUCACUGUAAAUCCACAACUCAAACCAUCAGACUGAUGUUUGUUCUCAUUGUUCUCAUUGCUGAAGUGUUAUUUUUAUUUUGUAUUGUGUGUUUUUCAUAAUGAUUUUAGUUUGUUAUGCAGCAGUUUUGGAAGAAAAAAAAUAAAGUCAUGCCUAUUUUGGUCACUGGG